AUGCGUUUCCUCGCCUCAACUGCCACGCUUGCUAGCGUAACUUCCAUGGCUUCUGCCACUGGCCUUCUCCUUCCUCUCUACGUCUACCCUUCGGCUGAGUGGCAGGACGGAGCCGCCAAUUGGAACCCAGUGUUCAGUGCUAUCGGUGCUUAUCCCGACCUCAAGUGGACGAUUGUCGUCAACCCAGAGAAUGGACCUGGUUCAACUGGAGAGGCAGGCAACGGCGAUGUCAACUACAUCACCGGAAUCUCGAAGCUCAACGCCUACGACAACGUGAACACCGUGGGCUACGUCCGAACUAACUAUGCCGCCACUGCCCUCGAGACCGUCAAGAGCGAUGUCACCACCUUCGCCGGCUGGACAUCCUACACCGACUCGGAUGUCUCUGUCCACGGCAUCUUCUUCGACGAAGUGGCCGCCGACUUCGACUACAUGAACGAGGUCAUCACCCACACCCGCUCGGCCUUCAAGGAGUCCAUCACCACCAUCUGCAACUUCGGAGUCGCCGCCUCGGAAGAGUUCUACACCAUCUGCGACAUCGUCGUUGCCUUCGAGAGCUGCCUCAACUGCUCAACCGCGCCCCAGUACAAGAGCCAGACGACCAUUGACGCCAACAUCCCCAAGGACUACGCCUCCCAGGCCUCGAUCAUCCUGAACAACUUCAGCGGCACUGCCUACGACGGCUCGACGGCCAAUGCGGCUCUCAUCGACUCCUACGUUAGCACCAUCGCUAGCAACGGUGUUGGAUGGUUCUACUUCACCUCUGCCGACUACAACGACAUCACGACUGCCCCCGCUACUGUUGGCCAGAACGCCGACUCUCUAGCCAAGGCCAUUCUGUAA
Messenger RNA from Clonostachys solani, 843 nucleotides. The record is from the annotation of a GenBank genome assembly. Lineage: Eukaryota; Fungi; Ascomycota; Sordariomycetes; Hypocreales; Bionectriaceae.